UUUGUGAUUCACUUGUUUCUUGCUCUCUCCCAGCAACCCCCCUCACUGCUCGCUCGACAUGGUGCUUUCCUCUUCAGGAGGCGCCAGUCGCAUCAACAGGGCUCCAGUGACCUAUGGUCGGGCACGCAUUGGUGGUGGCGGGCCCUUCCAGAGGCCAGGCACCUCGACCACGAGCACCCUUUCCCUCGCCGAUGCGAAUGACGACUAUAGCGACUCGAGCAGCGCCUCCUCGUCCUCGAGUGAUGAGGAUGGGCCACGUCAAUCUGAGCGAAUGCUUGUGGAGAAGAAGGACAGGGUCAAGGCAACGCAAGCUCCUGCCCCGUGGAAGAAGGCACCAACAGCAGCGCCAGCUGCGGCCAAGAAGAAGCCGCUUGCUCAACGCGAAGCCAACAUCCCGCCUGCUAAGGUCAAGCCGCUGGUCAAGGCCCACCCAACUGUCGAAUUGCUUCCACGAGCUUCAUCUCCGUCAUCUUCUGCAGCAGAACCUUCCCACUCCUCCACAGCCGCAUCGUCCUCUUCCUCUUCCUCUCGCAAAGCCAGCUUGGCGGCUCAGCGCAAAGUGCAACGCAUUCUCUCCUUCGAGGAGGCAGAGCAAAAGGCUCAGUCGCAUGAUCAACGGCACCCGAAAUCAACAAGCAUAGCAGCAGAGCCGCAGGGAACCAACAUAGAGGCAGUGGCUCAGGCCCUGGAGCGCAAGCUUCACCUCUCUUCACCGGACCAAUCAGCAGACCUCAGCUUUCUGCUCUCUGUUUGCUCUCAUCACGAAAUUCUCGACUUCACUCUCGCAAUGGAGCGCAUUCUGGACGGCGAUCCCACCACACACCUGCUCGAAGCGGAGAAGGCAGGAGACGCGAGCUAUAGCAAGGUGUAUCGCCUCAAGAAGGCUGCGGGAGAUGGGGCAGCGUCGACCAUUCUCAAGGUCAUCCCCCUGCGCAGCUCCAAGAAAGACGAUGAAAGCGAGACGUCCUCGUAUGCGGACGUGGUGCGCGAAAUUGCGAUCACACGGGCGCUCUGUUCACGGCAGAAACACGAGACAUCAGCACGCAGCUCGUUCGUGGAGCUGCGUGCAGCAUACAUCGCCCGAGGUCCCUUGUCACCCGUACUGCAGAGAGUAGGCACAGAAGGAGGCGUUGUCCAAGGGAGGAGCAGAGCAGCGCGGGAAGCCGCCACAACCAACGCAUCGCCGACACUGUACGCUCUGCUCGAGCUUGACGACUGCGGUGUUGACUUGGAAUCGUGUACUCUACUCGACCAAGACGACCAUCCAUCAAACGACGCACCUGGCCCCGCCGCAUUGGGUCUCUCAGUCAUUGCACAAGUAGUCAGCGCCCUCGCUUGGGCAGAAGAGACACAUCACUUUGAGCAUCGCGACUUGCAUUGGGGCAACGUCCUUGUGCGACAUGCAGCACGCGUACAAACAGCUUCAUCCUCGUCUGGCCUUUUAUGGGAGAGCUUGAUCGAUCCGCAAGCCUCAGGCAUCGAAGCGACAAUCAUCGACUUCACGCUCUCACGCCUCGCUCCAUCAUGCGGCAAGCACGUCCACUUCUACGAUCUCUCGUCCGACCCGUCCCUCUUCGAAGGCGAUGCAGAGGUAGACGAGCAAUUUGAGGUGUAUCGCUCCAUGCGUAACGUGAUAGGUUCCGGAGCUGGAGCAUGGGAGCCUUUCGAGCCCAGGACGAAUGUGUUUUGGGCGCGGUAUCUGGUGAGGAAAGUGUUGAUCGGCAAGGGGCUCAGAGAGAGAAGAGACAAGGCUGAGGACGGUGAUGGGCGGCGUGACGAUGCGCUGGAUAUGCUGGAGAAGACGGAGCAGGUGCUCAACGAGAGUGCGGCAUAUCACCUUGGCCAGGAGCAGCGUGAGCCAAAGGUCUGCCUCAGGAGCAUGAUGCAGCUGCGCGACUGGAUGCAAGAGGUCGUCGAUGGGAGAUGUGAGCAGCGGAAGAUCCAGGGAAAGCAGCCAAAGAAGGAGCAGCAGGGACAGAGAAAAGGUGCCAAGAAUGCUAAGCCGCCACUCGCCGCUCGUACUGAUGGGUCAGCGCGGCGGCGCUCUGUCAGAAGAUCGUAAACAGCAGCUGAAGAUACCCACACCCUCUUCACGACCGUCGAAGCUCCUCACCUCUCUCGACAUCCGCAAGCAACGAAGUCUCGAGAGCUCAUGACCAGACUCUGUGUAAUGAUACCAUCUAUUCCCAUCUUGCUCUCC
Molecule: messenger RNA, 2200 nt
Organism: Jaminaea rosea
Lineage: Eukaryota; Fungi; Basidiomycota; Exobasidiomycetes; Microstromatales
Exons: 1
Coding region: 59-2062 (667 amino acids)
Biological process (GO): mitotic cell cycle; intracellular signal transduction
Cellular component (GO): cytoplasm; nucleus
Molecular function (GO): histone H3T3 kinase activity
Source: RefSeq, a predicted model, not a curated record